UUCAUUUCCAGACAACACGAGCAGAUUUUGGUGUGGAGGAUGAGCUCAGGAAAUGGCGCCAGGAGGAAAGUCAACAAGCAGCAGCACUUCAACGACAUGCUGGCAUCUGACCCUGAAAUACAGGCAGAGAUACAAGGGUUUUUUAACAAAGGUAGAGCUUAUGUAAAGCCAUCCAACGGAGAGUGGAGCAUCCCCAAUCCAAAUCUCACUCUCAGUCACAGAGGGGAGGAGCACCAGCGUCUGCAGGAGUUGAAGGCAUCCCUAAACGCUGUGAAGAACCAGCUAAGUGAUAAGGAUGUACAGGUGUGGCAUCAACACACCAGCGCAACCAAUUGGGCCGGGAAAGUUAUUGGUGCCGUGCGCUCUGCUGCCAAUGCAGAGAUUUGCACUCAGGCCUGGUGUAAGUUUUACGAGAUCCUGGGGACCUUUCCUCUUCUUCCAAAGGAGGCUCUUCAGGUUGGAGAGCUGAAUACAGUUCACCUGUGUGAAGCUCCAGGCGCUUUCAUAGCGGCUCUGAACCACUACAUCAAAACCAAUGAGUCGACACGAUACUGUGACUGGUGCUGGGCCGCAAACACUCUCAACCCCUACCAUGAGGCUAACGGGAGGGGCACAACCAUCGCAGAUGACCGGCUUAUCGCUAACACACUGCCCUGGUGGUUCUUUGGCUCAGACAACACAGGCAACAUCAUGACCCAGAAACACUUGUUGGAUCUGCAGGUGUUUGUGUCAAACAUGUGUAGAGUUGAUUUGGUGACUGCAGAUGGAAGUUUUGACUGUCAGGAAAAUCCUGACGAGCAGGAGGCGCUGGUUGCAUCCCUCCAUUACUGUGAGGUCGCAGCAGCACUGUUUCUCCUGAGUGCCGGUGGUUCCUUUGUACUGAAGAUGUUUACCCUGUAUGAGCACUCCUCCGUCUGCUUACUGUACCUGCUGAACUGCUGUUUCCACUCGGUCACCGUCUUCAAACCUGCCACCAGCAAGGCAGGAAACUCUGAAGUUUACGUUGUCUGUCUGAACUAUGAAAGCAAGGAGGCCGUCAGGCCUCUGCUCUCAAAACUGAUUCGUAAUUAUGGGCCACAUUUGGCGGACAGAGAGGCCCUUUUCCCCAAUUCCCUUAUCCCAGAAUCGUUUCUGAGGGAGCAUGAAGAGGUGUGCUCGUACUUCCACACGCUGCAGGUGGAGACGAUCACAGAAAAUCUGGAGCUGUUUGAAAAAGUGACUGCAGAACAGAGGCAGCGACUCGACCACAUAAGAGUCUGUGUAGUUCAGGAAUACCUGCAACGCUUCCAGGUGACUUUUCUUCCAAAAAGUCGGUGGGUUUCUCAUAACACAGUGAUUCCAGCCUGCUCGGCGGGCCGACUUCUGGGACAGAAGAAGCUAACGGGCUCCUUCAAUGAGCGGAGAGAGUUGCAGACCCUGAGCUGGAGGGAGCGUAUUGAAAGGAGCUGCCACGCUACAUGGAUACAGAGACACAGCACUGAGGACAGAGGGACAGGCAGCAUGCUGGAAGGACCUCUGUCCAGCUGUCAAAUGGAUUCGUGGUAUGUUAUAAUUGGACCUGCACUGCCUGCAGUCAGAAACUCUCCGUUCUGUGAAGGAGGACUGUUAAAUCAAUUAAAUGAAGCCCUGAUGGACACAGCAGUAGACUGGACCCGUGUGCCCUCCUGUGACUCUUGCCACGUUGCUUGUGCAGCCACCAUCCUGUCUGAAGUUGCGGUUCUCUGCCCCAUCAAAGCUGACACUGUUGGGAGCAACAAGAAGAAACACUGCCUGGUGUUUGGCAGCCGCUCAGUGUGGGGUGCAUGCGAAAGCCAAGUUGAUGAUUUAGUUGUAUCAGUUCGUGCUGAGCCUUCAUUUCCUCACAGAGGGUGCGGCUCGCUGCAUGAUGGGGAGCCGCUGUACCAGCAGCAGCUUUUGGACUGUGUCAUGUUUUCCCUGCAGACCUUGAGCUCUGGGGAUGCCCUGCUGCUGCCUGUGUUUUCUGCUCUCACACGUGUCACUGCAGCUUUUGUACUCUGCCUGCACUUAUGUUUUCGUUCAGUCACGUACAGGUCUCCCCCCUCAUCCAAUGUGGUUGGAAUGGUGCUUGUGUGUGUUGGUUUCUGCCCAGACGCUGGUGCCCGCCUGCUCCCGUUUCUGACGGAGGUGCGGGCCGGUAUGAGUCAGUUCUUACGGCAAGAGGAGGGUGCAGGUAAAAAUCCGCCUUGUGAAGGCGACGGCCAGGUGCUGCAGUUUGUUCCAAUGGAUGGGCUGCUCACUGGAGGACUGACCGAGUUCUUGUGGCACUUGAACUCUGAAAUCAUCCAACGCAAGCUGCAUCUGCUCAUGCAAUCACAAUAAUGUAUAGUGAUCCGUCACUCUGGGGUAAAUACUGUUACUUCAGAAAAGGUCUAAUCAUGUUGGAGACUGUUAGCUGUUCCUGAAGCAGCAGACCUAAUCAGUUAUUUUUGCAUACUGGUAUUAAGACAUACUGCCAUAUAACACUGUCUGGCUCUCAGAAGAUGUUUUUUUAGGGGGAUGCACACAUGACAAGAUGAGGAAGUUUUUUUUUUCUUUCUUGAAAGCAAAAGUCUAUUUACUGACAGCUCAAGUUGGCCUUAACCCAAACCAAUGCUCAUUCCCAGAAGACAUUUAUCAUAUUUCAUUGACACUGUUUAUUAACACGAAAGGCUUUUUGCAACUGAUGACAGUUUUGUAAUGAUAUAGUUUAGGUUAUUACAGUGUAUAUUACCUGGAAAACAUGAAUUUUUAGUACCAAAUACUAAAGAGAGAUAGUUGAUCUAGAAACGUUUCGAUUUCUAUUGAAUUUUUAUUAAAGAAGUUCCUUAUUUUUGUUUUGUAAUUUAUUUUUUUCUUUAAUUGUGCCUGUUGUGGAUUGUCAUGGAUCUUUUGAACUUGAAUCACUGACACCAAUUAAUUCCUCUGUUUUGUGCACACUUUUUCUUAAAAUAGAAGAAAAUACUGAGUGCAUCAGGAUUUUUUUUCCAACAAGGCCUCUUGAAAAAUCAAGAGCAUCACAUUGGCUGCCAAUGAGAUGCCGGAAAAAGACAUGUAUACUCUUUAUUGUAGAUUUUUUUUCUCUGUAUUUAUUUUCUUAAAUAAAAAGUGCACUGACAAAGGCCGGGUUUCCCAGAUCAGUUAAGUAGUUCUUAACAGCGAAAGACUUCUUUCAAACCUUCUUAAGGAGCCUGUGAAAGAAAAUCGCGUUUCCCAGAGUCGCUCUUAGCUUAAGUAUCUCUUUCAUUAAGAAGGAAAUGAAAGAUGCUGCUGACCCAGUCUUUACAACCAUCUUAGUGAACAAAGACUCACAGAUCCAGCCGCGUCAGGCAAAACAAUAUUACACCAAGCAAUGAGAUAUUAAAACAAUGCACCCCGCACAAGUUUUGAUCUAUUUUAUACUUUAGAUUUAUAUUGUUUAGCAUUUAUUGGUGACAGCAAAGGAGGGAAAAAAAAGAAAAAUAAGGAAUAACAAGUGUGUUCCUGUAUAUGCUUUAUGCAUUACGCACAAAUAAAACGAUCAUCAUGAAUAUCAUUUAUUUGAUGAUUUGGCUGCUAUACAGCAUGUUCUCGCUGCAAAUCAACCGCGUCACCGUGCGCGAAGCAGAACUGUUUUUAUGAACGCAUUCGUGCGUCAGCACUUCAAUCCCCUGGAUGUGCUGUCGGACCGCGCUUGUCCAGGCAGCCGGGACACCGAUCCUCCUGCGCCGUGUCCGAGCGCAUCUAUGUGAUGACAGGGAAGCAGCAGCUGAUCAACGGGAUCCUUUGAUGAAUCGUUCAUUACAGUCUCAAAUAUAAUCAAUGGUGUCGGUUUAUAUUAAAGAAUCUUUUUGCCCAGAAGAAAAAAGAGCGAAGACAACGACCCAUAACUAUUUUCUUCUCUUGAAAAAACCCACCUGCGGGAUGCAGCAGCAUCAGAAGAGCAGGAAUACGUGCGUGGCGGGGAUGAUCUCUGCAAUCUGAAGCCCUCUAUAAUUGUAAAAAGAAUUUCACUUAUCACGGGUUCUUUUUGGAACAUAACCCCUGCGAAAAACCAGGGAUUGCUGUAAUUCCACGUUGCGAUUUGCGAAACUCGCCUUCUCUUGGCUCAUGUUUUUGAACGCACACACACGCCCACCACGUUUCCUCCCGGUUUCUGCGUGUGGGGAAAAAAGCCUCACUGUAGCCAGAAAUAACGGAGUAACGCACCGUUUGGAUGAAAAAGGGUCAUUGAAUUAUAUUUAUCAUCUUAAUUUUUUAUUAUAACGCACAGGCAGCAGUGAAUUAGUGCGUUAGGCAGCAGUGCUGUGUGUGAAAAUGCGCUGAUAGUGAUCGGUGAUCGAUUUGCCUGGCAUCGAUUCAUUUGGUUUCAGAACCGGACAGCUGCUCCAAAGAGCGUCUGAAAGAGCGAAACUAAAGAACGGUGUUAAGAAGUCAUCUGGGAAACACCCGUAUCUUAGGGUUCUCUCUUAGUUCAAACCUUCUUUGAACCUCUCUUAAAUCCUUAAGAGAGGUUGGAU
Cololabis saira (Pacific saury) is the source of this 4496-nucleotide messenger RNA. RefSeq names its product cap methyltransferase 2 (gene cmtr2). NCBI's taxonomy places the organism in Eukaryota, Metazoa, Chordata, Actinopteri, Beloniformes, Belonidae. The coding region runs from base 40 to 2340 and encodes 766 amino acids. The transcript is spliced from 3 exons. The record is from RefSeq and is a predicted model, not a curated record. Gene Ontology annotation, molecular function: methyltransferase cap1 activity. Gene Ontology annotation, biological process: 7-methylguanosine mRNA capping. Gene Ontology annotation, cellular component: cytoplasm; nucleus.